Rattus rattus (black rat) is the source of this 2236-nucleotide messenger RNA. RefSeq names its product zinc finger and BTB domain containing 14 (gene Zbtb14). The transcript has 3 exons. Lineage: Eukaryota; Metazoa; Chordata; Mammalia; Rodentia; Muridae. Bases 486 to 1835 code for a protein of 449 amino acids. The record is from RefSeq and is a predicted model, not a curated record. Gene Ontology annotation, biological process: regulation of transcription by RNA polymerase II. Gene Ontology annotation, molecular function: RNA polymerase II cis-regulatory region sequence-specific DNA binding; protein binding; DNA-binding transcription factor activity, RNA polymerase II-specific. Gene Ontology annotation, cellular component: nucleus.
GGCCCUCCGCGGGCGGCCCCGUAGACCAAAGGAAAGCGUCCACCCGUAAGGUCCCAGAUUAACCCUUUCCCUGCUCGCUCACUUAAGAGGCCCGAUCCGGUUCCGUGCCUGCGCAAGCGGCGGCGCGCCUUCUCCCCCCGGAGCCCGCACCGCGCAUGCACGGGGAGGGGGGUGGUGGGGGUGUUCGCGGCAGGCUGGAUAUUCUGUGCUCGUGCAGGAGGAGGGCUGCUACCACCAGGGACGUGCACGAUUUCCCCCCCACCCUACCCCCUCCCCAAACUAAAAAAAAAAAAAAAAUCCAAAACACUACCACCCACCGUGCCCCCACGUCCAUCCCGUCCUGGCUUGCGCGCUGCCGAACGCGGGAGCCCACGGCGAGCGUCUGUAGCUGUGCCAAGCUGCAGAUCUGGCUUGCCCCUGAUCAGACUUACUCUGAUCUGAAGAUUUUGUUGUUUAAGGCAUUAAGAAAAUAGCCUGAAUUGUUCAUGGAGUUUUUCAUCAGUAUGUCUGAAACCAUAAAAUACAAUGACGAUGAUCAUAAGACGCUGUUUCUGAAAACGCUGAACGAACAGCGCCUGGAAGGAGAGUUCUGUGACAUCGCCAUCGUGGUGGAAGAUGUGAAGUUCAGAGCCCACCGCUGCGUCCUCGCCGCCUGCAGCACGUACUUUAAGAAGCUGUUCAAGAAGCUGGAAGUGGAUAGCUCUUCUGUCAUAGAGAUAGAUUUCCUCCGUUCCGACAUAUUUGAAGAGGUGCUGAACUACAUGUACACUGCAAAGAUUUCCGUGAAGAAGGAGGACGUCAACCUGAUGAUGUCGUCCGGUCAGAUUCUCGGCAUCCGCUUUUUGGAUAAACUGUGUUCCCAGAAGCGUGACGUGUCCAGCCCGGAUGAAAGUAACGGCCAGUCCAAGAGUAAGUAUUGCCUCAAGUUAAACCGCCCCAUUGGAGACGCUGCCGAUGCUCAGGACGAUGACGUGGAAGAAAUCGGGGACCAGGAUGACAGCCCUUCUGACGACACGGUGGAGGGCACUCCCCCAAGCCAGGAGGACGGCAAGUCUCCCACAACCACUCUCAGGGUUCAGGAAGCGAUUUUGAAAGAGCUGGGGAGUGAAGAGGUUCGGAAAGUGAACUGCUACGGCCAGGAGGUGGAAUCCAUGGAGACUCCCGAGUCCAAAGAUCUGGGGUCUCAGACCCCCCAAGCCUUAACCUUUAACGACGGGAUGAGCGAGGUGAAAGACGAACAGACUCCUGGCUGGACAACGGCAGCCAGCGACAUGAAGUUUGAGUACCUGCUUUACGGUCACCACCGGGAGCAGAUCGCCUGCCAGGCGUGCGGGAAGACGUUUUCUGACGAAGGCAGGUUGAGGAAGCAUGAAAAGCUCCACACGGCAGACAGGCCGUUUGUCUGUGAGAUGUGUACAAAGGGUUUCACCACCCAGGCCCACCUGAAGGAACACCUAAAGAUCCACACGGGGUAUAAACCGUACAGCUGUGAGGUGUGCGGGAAGUCGUUUAUCCGCGCCCCAGACCUGAAGAAGCACGAGAGGGUUCACAGCAACGAGAGACCGUUCGCCUGUCACAUGUGCGACAAAGCCUUCAAACACAAGUCUCACCUCAAGGACCACGAGAGAAGACACAGAGGGGAGAAGCCUUUUGUGUGCGGCUCCUGCACCAAGGCCUUUGCCAAGGCCUCGGAUCUGAAGAGGCACGAGAACAAUAUGCACAGUGAAAGGAAACAGGUCACCCCCAGUGCCAUCCAGAGCGAGACGGAACAGUUGCAGGCCGCAGCGAUGGCCGCUGAGGCGGAACAGCAGCUAGAGACAAUUGCCUGUAGCUAGAGGUGGUGGGUCAGGAACACUCGGCCCGGGAGGUGGUCGCUUGAACGCUUCUGUGCUGGCAGGACCUAAGGCAGUGUGCACUCCGGUUAGGUAACUCUCAGAUUUCUCAAAGGCAGUUAUGUUCCUACGUUCUGACCAAACAGUUUGAGGGUUUUUUUGUUUGUUUGUUUGGUUUGUUUUGUUUUUUUUUUUUUUUUUGUUUUGUUUUGUUUUGUUUUUCGUGAUGUCUAAAGUUCAUAUUCUCAAUAAGUUCCUCUACCCUUCUUUAUGGUUUUAGUUCGAAAUCUCCUUUGUCUAGUUUAAAAUGGAUGGCUUCUGUCCCGUCCAGAAUCCCUCAAGUCUUACCAAGCUGGUGAGUGCACUGCGGAGAGUCACUGAAAUAAAUUGAUUUUCCCCAAUCA